AUGGACAACAGCGGCAAAGAGAAAGAAGCCACGGCCUUGGUGGCGGAGGCCGAGAAGAAGAUGAAGUCGUCGCAGUCGUUUUUCGGAGCGCUGUUCGGGUGAGGUUCCUCCAAGUUGGAAGAGGCCUGUGACAUGUACGUGAGGGCGGCCAACAUGUACAAAUGGCCAAAAACUGGUAAACGCGUUCCCAGGCGCGCUCGCCUUCACCUUCAGAUGCGCAAACACGAUGCUGCGACUAACUUCAUAGAUGGGAACGCCUUCAAAAAAGCAGACCCGCAAGAGGCCAUAAACUGCCUAAAUGCAGAUGAGAUAUACACAGAUAUGGGGCGCUUCACCAUCGGCAAACAUCACAUCAGGAUCGCUGAAAUUUACGAGACGGAGCUUGUGGACGUCGACAAGGCCAUCGCUCAUUAUGAACAGGCAGCAGAUUAUUACAAAGGUGAAGAAUCCACCAGUUCAGCAAACAAGUGCCUUCUGAAAGUAGCAACCUACGCAGCCCAGCUGGAGCAGUACCUGAAAGCAGUCGAGAUAUACGAACAGGUUGGGACCCACGCGAUGGACAGCACGCUCCUGAAAUACAGCGCCAAGGAUCACUUCUUCAAGGCAGCGCUCUGUCACUUCUGUGUAGACAUGCUGAAUGCAAAGCUCGCGUGCAGAAGUACGAAGAAAUGUUUCCGGCCUUUUUCGGACUCUAGAGAAUGCAAACUGUUCCAGAAACUUCUAGAUGCCUGUGAAGAACAGAGUGACGCCUAUACUGACUCGGUGAAAGAAUACGACACCAUUUCACGGCUGGACCAGUGGCUCACCACCAUGCUUCUCCGCAUCAAGAAAACCAUACAGGACGAGGAGAGUGACCUCCGCUGACUCCCUUCCCCCGCUCG
Messenger RNA from Larimichthys crocea (large yellow croaker), 881 nucleotides. RefSeq names its product alpha-soluble NSF attachment protein. Gene Ontology annotation, cellular component: terminal bouton; synaptobrevin 2-SNAP-25-syntaxin-1a complex; vacuolar membrane. NCBI's taxonomy places the organism in Eukaryota, Metazoa, Chordata, Actinopteri, Sciaenidae. The record is from RefSeq and is a predicted model, not a curated record. Gene Ontology annotation, biological process: synaptic transmission, glutamatergic; regulation of synaptic vesicle priming; SNARE complex disassembly. Gene Ontology annotation, molecular function: soluble NSF attachment protein activity; syntaxin binding.